This is a messenger RNA of Gamsiella multidivaricata, 1041 nucleotides long. RefSeq lists its product as uncharacterized. Lineage: Eukaryota; Fungi; Mortierellomycota; Mortierellomycetes; Mortierellales; Mortierellaceae. The transcript is spliced from 2 exons. The record is from RefSeq and is a predicted model, not a curated record. Bases 1 to 1041 code for a protein of 346 amino acids.
AUGCCCAUAAAGAUCUCCCCAGGGCUCCUCCGUCGAAUACACAUGGGCGCCGGAACCCUGACCUCCUGUAACACCUUCCUCAUCGUCGCCUCCUACUCCUUUGGCCCGAGCGGAUCCUCUUUCUCCCGCUGGGCGACUUCCAAUCAUCUCUUGCUCCCCCAAGUCCUCGUGAACCUCUUCGCCCUCUUUUACUGUUACUUCAAGGGCUUCCUCGGCCGACGAUGGCUCCUCCAGCUGUGCAUGUCCAUGUUCCUCGCAGUCAUCUACUUGGUCUUUGCGGCGACCGUCUUUCCAAAGAUUAUGGGCGAUAGCUCAGAUUUUCUGCUUCAGAUUGUCGAGGGUGUGAAUGUGGUGGUCGCGGCGCUGUUGAUGGUCGAUGCGGUGCUGACAGUAAUUUGGGUUAGGAAUGAAAACAAGUCUAUGGAAGAUAGCGAGAUCGGAGAGGAGGAGAGGAGGCUAAGGAGUGGAGCUGGAUCGGGGGAAGAAGUGCAGAGACCACAGCAGGUACAUGUCUAUCAGCCACUGAUAUCGCUUGCUCCUCUGUCUGCUCGUCGAGGCUCUGUCCUCUCUGUCGCUGAGUCCGGAAGAUCAUCACCCACAACAGCGCAGCAGCAGCAGCAACAGCAGCGACAGGGAUUGUCGACAGAUGAUACAUUCCAUAUUAGUAUCCCUGAAGCAAGGGCUACCAAUCCAAUCGAAGAAGACGAGGAUGAACGUCUGGAACUGGAAGAAUUACCAAAGUAUCAGCGGAAACCUCCAGCCCAAUCGGCGACGAUCAUCGACCUCGCGAACCUUGAGGGCGUCGAUCCUGCUGUCCUAAAUAGUAUCCCGCUCCUGCAGGAGACACAGGCACAAGCACAAGCACAAGCACAGCCACAGCCACAGGCGCAUGGACAGAGAGGAGAGCAUGUUGCGGAAGCACCGGUGUACUCCCUUGCAACGCCUGCAUCCGCAUCUGCACCUGCACCUGCAUCGUCAGCGGUUCCAGAACCCGCACAUGCAUUGACUCUCGAACCUCCUUCCCUUGUGUAUAACAUUUAA